AUGGAUUUAAUUUUAUUUACUAUUGACAAUCCGUACUUUCUUUUGGAAUCAGUAGAAGUUAACGAAAGGGAUGCUAUUGACAACCCACAUCACAAAUACGAUUCACUUUUAAAUCCAUGUUUGGACUUAGAAAAGUUGGUAUACAACUUAAAAUUCAAUAAGCCGAAAAAUAUUAUAACAAAGCCGCAGACGCAAAAUGUCGUGGAAACCAGAAGCGUGCAAAUUUUGGAUAUCCAAGAUCACAACAACCAAACAUUUGUAUCAAAUGUAACUUCUGCUAUAAAAUAUAGAAUUAAUGCCUUUGAUGCUAAGAUGACAAAUACUAGCGAAGAUAAAGUAAUAGUAACUAACUACUCACUCAUUAGGAAGGGUAAAAAUGUCAAACUUAUAAGAAGUGAAAAUCGCUUUUCUAUCAACGACUCUAAAGUUUCUAGAACCCAUAUGAUAUCCAAACGGAAGAUAAAGCUUAAUGCGAAUUCAGUAUUGAAUUUAUUAAAUGAUGUAAAGUGUAUUCCAAGCAACAAUUUUACGGUUAACUUUCAAGUGGAAAUAUCCAAGGAAAAUAUGUAUGCACCCGUAGUAAGCUCGACUGGAAAAUACGACGGCGUCUUAUAUAGUGAUUGUAAAUCAAAUAUUAGUGUAAUAAAUAUACUGAAUAAAUGUGAAAACAAUAAUAAACUGGGUUACUUUCAACAGAAAUAUAACUCUUGGUCUAAUUUAUAUACAUGUAACUGCAAAGAUUACAUUUUAUUCUCAUAUCAUUCUUCAAAUAUUAAUAUAUCCAGAAUUUUGGUUGAUUCAAUGUCUUAUGUCAAUUUAAAUGAUUUAUUACGGAGAAAUACGUCUGGAAUAUGUACGAAUAAUAUAGUAGAUUUCUGUACCCGUACUCCUCUCAUCAAAGAUAUGAGCUCCGAUCAAUUUAACUUUUUAAAAUUGUGGAAAACUAAAUACAUAACUGGGUCUGUUCCUAACUGUAGAGAUAUUGGAAAUACUAUAUACAAAAGCAAAACAAAAUUAACUAUUGAAGGCAAUAAUAUUUUAUAUAACAUCCAAAGUUCAGAGCAGCAAAUACUUUUCAAAUUUAAUAAAGCCAAAAAUUAUAUAUGUUAUGCGAUUCUUUCCAAUUCAGCUCUUUGUAAUUGUAUACCCACCAAACAAUUACAUAACGAAGCAAUAAGUCUUAAAUUAAACUCAAACUUGAAUAAUGGUGCAAUUUCUACUAUCCACAACUCUAAGGAAAAAUAUACAGCUGUUUCAGUGUAA
Molecule: messenger RNA, 1263 nt
Organism: Bactrocera neohumeralis
Lineage: Eukaryota; Metazoa; Arthropoda; Insecta; Diptera; Tephritidae
Exons: 2
Coding region: 1-1263 (420 amino acids)
Source: RefSeq, a predicted model, not a curated record